Myotis brandtii (Brandt's bat) is the source of this 6157-nucleotide messenger RNA. RefSeq names its product GATS protein-like 2 (gene CASTOR2). The coding region runs from base 254 to 898 and encodes 214 amino acids. Gene Ontology annotation, cellular component: cytosol. The transcript has 8 exons. Lineage: Eukaryota; Metazoa; Chordata; Mammalia; Chiroptera; Vespertilionidae. The record is from RefSeq and is a predicted model, not a curated record. Gene Ontology annotation, biological process: negative regulation of TORC1 signaling; cellular response to L-arginine.
UCUGUCUGUCCAUCCACACAGGUGCAAGUUCUUCAGUCUGACUGAGACCCCAGAGGAUUACACCAUCAUCGUCGAUGAGGAGGGCUUCCUGGAGCUGCCUUCCUCGGAGCACCUGAGCGUGGCAGAUGCCACCUGGCUGGCCCUCAAUGUCGUGUCCGGUGGUGGCAGCUUUUCCAGCUCCCAGCCCAUCGGGGUGACCAAGAUCGCCAAGUCGGUCAUCGCCCCGCUGGCCGACCAGAACAUCUCCGUGUUCAUGCUGUCCACCUACCAGACGGACUUCAUCCUGGUACGUGAGCGGGACCUGCCCUUUGUCACCCACACCCUGUCAUCAGAGUUCACUAUUCUGCGGGUCGUCAAUGGUGAGACGGUGGCCGCCGAGAACCUUGGCAUCACCAAUGGCUUUGUGAAGCCCAAGAUGGUCCAGAGGCCCGUCAUCCACCCACUGUCCAGCCCCAGCAACAGCUUCUGUGUCACCAGCCUGGACCCCGACACGCUGCCUGCUGUUGCCACACUCCUUAUGGACGUCAUGUUCUACUCCAACGGCGUGAAGGACCCCAUGGCUGCCAGUGACGACUGUGGCCACAUCCGCUUCUUCUCCUUCUCCCUCAUCGAGGGUUACAUCUCCCUGGUGAUGGACGUGCAGACCCAGCAGAGGUUUCCUAGUAACUUGCUGUUCACGAGCGCAUCCGGAGAGCUCUGGAAGAUGGUGCGGAUCGGAGGCCAGCCCCUGGGAUUCGAUGAGUGUGGCAUCGUGGCCCAGAUCUCCGAGCCCUUGGCCGCUGCGGACAUCCCCGCCUACUACAUCAGUACUUUCAAGUUCGACCACGCACUGGUACCAGAAGAAAACAUUAUCGGCGUCAUCAGCGCCCUGAAGGUCAGCCAAGCAGAGAAGCAUUAGAAGGGUCUCACUCCUCCGUCCGCCCUGCCCGAAGAUUCUUCUUGCAGUAUUUCUCAACAGACUGGAAAAUCGGCCCCAGGUCCCCCAAAGAAGGGGCCUCAGAGGCACCCCCAAUUGCUGACUUCGCCAGGCCUGGGGCCCAGGCCAGGGCCUCCCCAUGUCCUCCCUUCCCAGAGCCUCCAGAGAACCCCCCGUGCUCCCCCCACCCCCACUCCAGAAAAUGAUGUCUGAGGCCCAGGGAGCUGAUGAGCUGACCCGCCUCCUCACCCGGCCUCGCCCACAGCCAGGGGCAGACACUGACGUAAGCUGGCACCUCCUACAAGACACUGGGGUACCAAUUCGCAUGUUACCUUGGGGAGCAGGCUGAGCAGGACUGAGUUCAUGGAGCCUGGGGAGGCCCGAUGAGGGGGCAAGCUGGAUACUGUGGUUGCUGGUCUCUGGUUCCAUCAGCUCAGGGCUGGUUCCCGGAGUGGAGGCCAGUGGACAGCCCUCACGACACAUGCUGGUGAGGCUCCGGCAGAGCUGGGGGGCGGGGGGGGCCCCCCCGAGCUGGGGAAGACCCGCGCCACCCAGAACCUCACCUGCCAAUCACAGGGCUUGUGCCCCGACUCCCAGCAAGACUGCCAAGGGGACCCUGUCCAGACCCUCCCCACCACAAGCACUCACUCCUGGGAGGUGGUGCCUGGCAGACACACCAGCCUAGGGCGUGAGCUCCUGGACCCUCCGCUUUCCCUGGACCCUACUCAGGAGGCGGAGCCUCGGCUUCCCAGCAUUCUGGGCCUGGGGUUUCUUAGGUCACCCCCUCCUCCCCAACAGUUGACUAGACCAGCACAGGCUCCCUUGUCGUCCUGUCUCCCUUGCCUCGCUUUGGGGGACAUAGAAGGCCUCUGCCUAACUCACCUGCCUGCCCGCCCCUCGGUUCUGGGACUGGCACUCAUGAGUACUUGAUCUGGGAGGCAGCUUAACUGAGCCUUAAUAGAGAAAACCGUACUUUGUUUUAGUUUCGUAUUUAAUGUAUUUGUGCCCAGGCUGAGGUUGGCAGCCUUUUCUAGAGACAGGGCCUGCUGAGUUGCCUGGGGACCAGAGGCCCAGCGUCACUUAGCUGGUGCCCCGUGGCUCCAGGGACAGGCGUGAGCACUGGGCCCUGGCCCUCCCUGGAGCAGGACCCUGGGAGCAGAGGUCUGUUACUAGACGGGCCCCCAGGCGCCCCGCCGGGCUGCCCCGCUGGGCCCAGUGACAGGUACCCAGGCAGCUGUGGUCGUGAGUGUCGGGACCCGAGGGCCACAGGGAGGUGACAGCCAGGCAGCAGGCAGCUGAGGCAGGUCUGUCCCCUGGAGGCUUCCCAGGCUGAACGGGGUGAGCCCCGGCCUCCUCUCUCCUGGGGGUGCUUUCUGCGUGCGAAGGGCCCACCGUGGCCCCUGCCCUGCUGGUGCUCCUCCUCGGGCAUCAGCUGACUCGCGCUGUCCCUGAGGAGCUCGGAGGAGGGGGGCCAGUCUCUUGGUCUGGUGGGGGGCUGCGUGAGCCCCACCCCUUUCUCUGAGCUCUGUGGGACCCUUCGUGCCCUGGAGGCCCCAGUGCAGUAGCUGUGCAGCUGGAUCCUGGCAGAUCUCGGGGGCUCAUGCACUGAGUAGGAACCCACCUUUUUUCCUUAAGUUAAUUCAUUUUGCACAAAACUCCAUAACAACCAAAACGUGUAAAUUGCUUGCUGGUUCCAAAAUGGGGGUGGCCAAGUGGCUAGGGCGGCACUUGAAGCCCCGAGUCCCCUCUCUGUCGUUGGAAGGCCUUGGUUUUCUGAGGCGCACCUCUCCCGGCCCCUUCCUGUCUGUCCCCCUAAUCACGUCGCUUGACCUUUCCUCCUUCCCGAGCAAGUGUGUAGGCCCCGUGACCCCAGAAAUGCGUGCUCCCCAGGCCCCUAGGGCGUAUCUAUUGUACACACGUAUAAAUACCUGUGUUUUAUGUUGAUAUAGAUAUAUACUGUAAAUAGCAUAUAUACUUGAGCAAUAUAUAUGUUAAUAUAUACUGUGGGCACGCACAUGUGUGUGUGUGCGGUACGUGGACGCAGACCCCACUGUGUAUGUGCGUGUGUGUAUGUGUGUAUGUGUGUGUGCGUGAGGGCCUCCGUCUGCCGUGUCUGCCGUGCACACAGGCACGUUUGAGCCACCGUGUAUUUUUAAUUCAAGUAUAUAGGCAAUACGACUUUGCAAGAAGCCGGCUGCUGCCUCAGCCCUGACUUGACAGAAAAACAAAACCAGCAGCCCAGGGGCUGAGCCCCAGAGGGGGCAUCGAGGGUUUCUCCCCCUUCUUUCUUGAAAGCUGGGUUCAACCCCUUCCUGAACUCCCAUCUCCAUGGCCAAGACCCUUGACAUCCUUGUAUUUCAAGAUGGUAGAGCCCAGAGAGGAGGCGUGGAACAGAACAGGCCCCUUCUCAGCUCUCCCCGCCUGCUGGGUGGUCACCCCGAGUCUCCGCCCAGGCCUGACCCCCUCGCAUGGCUCCGUUCAUGCUGACGGCUCACCUGGUUGAUUCCACCUGCAGCUUAGAAGCCUCGGGUUCUUUCCCAGGUCUCCUCUGGGGCUGGCCCUGUGUGUGCCCUGGAUGUGUGUCCAGGGAGGGGAUGGGGCGCCUUCCACCCGGAAACCCGCCCUUUAUUUCCCAGUCCCGAUCCUGCUGUGUGAAGAGGCCACGGAGGCCGGGCAGGCGAGUCCUCGGGUCUGUGCGUGCCUGUGAUGAGCAGGGUCUGUGGUCUGGUGUCCACAGCAUUGGGAUGUGGGAGUGAGCAUUUUUUCCCCAGUGGCCAGCUGCUCACCCCCUCCCAGGCUCUCCUGUGAGGGAGCAUGUGCCCAGACCUGCCAUAGAGGUGACCCCAAGGGUUUCUUGGCUCUGGCUGGUGGGCAUGCAACAGGGGAGGGAAGCUGGGUUCGGGGGGAGUAGGCAGGCCCUGUGUCUUUGCUGCGGUGCCACUCCCUGGAAAGAAAAGCUCAAACUGUCUAAAUGCCACCCUCGCCCCUUGCCCACCCCACCCCCACCAUACACUACAGUGAGGAGAGGGCGGGAGGGGCACAUGACCACCCCUUCUCCCUCGUCCACAGUUGUGAAAGCCUGCCUCUGCUCCAUCCUCAGCCCGGCUCCCCUGGUUCCUGGGAAACUCCUGCCCCCCAGCCCCCAGUCCUGACCCAGCAAAGUCGGGCAGUGCCAGCUCUGCACCUUCUUCCUCCCCGGGCAUCUCCAGAGCCCUGCAAGAGGUGCCACCCAGGCCACUGCCCUCAGCUCAGGGUCCACACCCAAGCUGGAGAGGCAUACAGACCUCCCCUCCCCAACAUUCAAGGGGUCGAGAGCCCCCAGCACCAGCAUUCUCCCCCUCCCACUCCCUCCAGGCCCCAGGCUCCCCCAGCAGGCAGCACGGCCUCGGGGACCAGUGUAGUCUGAUGGGGCUUCACCCUCUGAGAUGACAGAAUGCCAUGGAAGUCAGAGCUGGGAGGGGCCAGGCCCGUGUCAAGCCAAGGAUACCAUUUGCCUGAUAAUCGAUAAUAAGCCUGCCCACCCACCACCGGUCUCUCCUGGUCACAUUUCCCCGCGGCCACCUGGGCCACCUUUCUGAGCCUCCGGGUCCGGAUGUGGGACGAGGGCCCUUCACAGCCCCCGCUAAGAGAGGGGACAUUGGGGCUCUAUCUCCCUGUUGACAGCAGAGCACGCCAGCCCUGAGAAGUUGUUGAGGCCACUUCCUGAGUGAACACUGGGUGGGGGGUGGGAAGAAAACACCCCCAGUGUAUCUGCUGCUGUAAGUCAGGGCUGGGGAGCGAUGGAGUUGGUGGUCAGGUUGAGGAGGAUGGGAAGACUGGCUGUUCAGGCAUCCCAGCUGCCGUGCUAAGGAAGGGGCUAGGCCUACAGCAAGCUCAGGCAGGAGCCCUCCGUUCAGAGGCCGCCUGGGAGGGGAGCCAACCCAGACGCCAACGGAAGGCCGGCUUGGGAGGAGUGGCCCAGGGUUGUCUCCAGGAGAGUUGAGCCCUGGUAUAGCUGGAUCUCAGAGCUUAUCCCAGGUUUGGUUAGUUUUGUUUUUUAUUUUCAACUUAGAGGCAGCCAAAGGACACCCUUACUUGUCUGUCAUACCGUUUGCCUAGAUUGUGGAGGGAAGAAGGGUGGGCUUUGGCCUUCAGCCUUCACAUUCGCACCCUCCUGUGAAGCCUGCUGAAUUGGGAAGGUGAAGACGGGGCUGUUGGCUAAGGUAGCUGCUUGUCCUUGGGGCUCAUGGCACCAGGGCUGGCCUGGCCCGUGGCGCCCGUGGGCAGCCUGGCGGUGAGGGAGUGUGUGGCUCUCGGUUCAAGGGGAUGGGAGGCUGUGAGAGUCAGGACACUGGUCUGUGCACGGCCACAUAUGUUUGCACUUACACAUGAUGUGUGUGUGUGCUGUGUCAGACACAUUAGUGUGUGUAAGAGCACAUGUGUGCAGAGUCCGAAUCUGAGCUAAGGGACUGCCUCACUCCGUGUUUUGCGGCCUUGGUAGCAUUCUCACCUGUGGCCACGUGUGGAGGGGGUGGAGGCAGACCUGGAAGGGCUGCCCAGGCCUCUUGGUUUUGUUAGCACUGCCCUGUGGUCGGAGCAGAGGUGUCCCCUGCAGGGACUCUGUCCGCACAGCCGGCCUGAAAGCCUGGGCCUGCCAAGCCGCCGCCUCAGAAGCAUCGAGUCCUGAGGUCUCCCAGGGAGAGCGGUGGGUGCCAGGCCCUCACCUGCUGGGCUCCUCCGGGAAGGGCAUCCAGCAACGCUGGAGACCAGGGCUCAGGGGAGCAGAAAGAUGAAAAACAGGCCAAAUUCAGAGACCAAGCUCAUUGCGUUUUCUGUCCAUUGCCUCGGUUUACCUAUUUAUAUUCAGAAAAUGGUCCUGGAAGAACUGAGCAGGGUUGGCUCCAAAACUGGGGUGGGGGCAGUGGACAAGCCCUCUUCUUACUCUAUGCCAAAACCAUUUCCGUUAUCCUGAGAUGGGGGUGAGUGGAUGCUGGGUGCACGGGCUCUGAGGGGCCUCCGCCUGCCCAGGCCUCAUCUUGGGGAACCGAGCCCUCACUGGCAUCUGGACCUGGGCCCGGCCCUGGGUGAGGGGAGAAGUGGGCAGCCCUACACCAAGGCCCCUCACGCUUACUUUGUUGAAGAAAAAAGAACCCUCGAGAUUCAUGUACUGUAUGACGGAGAGAAAAACAUACCUAUGUUCCCCAAAAAAGACAGUAUAUUUUGUACUUUGUAAAGUGUUAAUUAAAAUGGAGAAAACAGUGA